Messenger RNA from Suillus subalutaceus, 1104 nucleotides. RefSeq names its product 6-phosphogluconate dehydrogenase. Gene Ontology annotation, cellular component: mitochondrion. Gene Ontology annotation, biological process: L-valine biosynthetic process. Bases 1 to 876 code for a protein of 291 amino acids. The record is from RefSeq and is a predicted model, not a curated record. Gene Ontology annotation, molecular function: ketol-acid reductoisomerase activity. Lineage: Eukaryota; Fungi; Basidiomycota; Agaricomycetes; Boletales; Suillaceae. The transcript has 3 exons.
AUGAGUUCUAUAACCUCCGAGAGCCUCGAGGCUGGCAUACAUCGACUCGCAAACGGUACUGAUACUCACAUAUGCAAUUGUGAUGCCUGCCUUCGGAAGAACAAAGGCAAGCCCAAGCAUGUACCCCGAACUACUUACUUCCGGCACAAACCCAACAGAGUCACUAGACUUUUCCCCCCACCACUUCCUGCACAAACUCCAGCUCCUAUACCGGCACCAUCGUCUAGCAAGUGUCCUCUAGAUGCUUCUCCGAAGGAUGUCGACGUUAUUCUAGUAGCACCGAAAGGAUCUGGUCGCACUGUCCGAACCCUGUUCAAGGAGGGCAGAGGCAUCAACUCCAGUGUCACCAUUUUUCAAGACGUAACCGGCAAAGCAAUGGAGAAAGCUGUGGCUAUUGGGGUCGCUAUCGGCUCUGGCUACAUGUAUGAAACAACCUUCGAGAAGGAGGUGUUCUCAGAUUUGACUGGUGAACGUGGUGUGAGGGAUUAUUCUGUGCACAAUACAAGGUACUUCGUGCAAACUGGCCAUUCCCCUUCGGAGGCAUUCAAUGAAACCGUCGAAGAAGCCACUCAAUCUCUGUAUCCUUUGAUCGGAGAAAAGGGCAUGGAUUACAUGUUCAACGCCUGUUCCACCACCGCUCGACGAGGGGCCCUUGACUGGGCGCCGAUCUUCGAGGCAACAAAUCGCCCGGUGUUUAAGAAGCUUUAUGAAAGCGUAAAGAAUGGCACGGAGACGCGCAAGGCACUCGAAUUUAACGGGCGCACCACUUAUCGCAAAGACUUAGCCAAGGAGUUGAAAGAGAUUGACGAGCAGGAGAUCUGGAGAGUCGGAAAGGUCGUCCGUUCGUUGCGCCCUGACUACAAACCAGGGCAUUGAUCUUGAUUGUUCGGUAUGCUGUACUGAUGCUUAGCGUCGGACAAUUCCCGGUCAUGUCUGAAGAUCUGAUAGUCGAUCCAAUAUUAAUAUGAUAGGAGUGAAUGACCCACAUGCCAACCGGCGUUCCAAAUGUUGUUACUUCUUACCUAAUUUUCGGUGCUUAGAUGUGCGAACCGCAUGGUGCAAACCCGCCUGGACGGUGGAGUAGCAAGACUGUGCUAAGCUCCU